GUAUUUUGUUCCGUCGUUCACGUAGGACCGGCAAAAUGGACGAUAUAGCGUCAAGGGUUCCUGAUCAUGUUUUAGAAGUGAUAUUUUCCUACUUAAAAUUGCACGAUUUGCGAAAUUGUUCCUUGGUUUGUAAGAACUGGUAUAGAUUUUUGAACGAUGAGAAUAACGAUGUAUGGCGAUUACACUGUAUUAGAAAACUCGCUAAAGAAGCGCUCAAGUCGGAUUUGCUGUCAUCGGUUCCCACCUAUAAAGCUAAAUUACGAGCUUUUUACCAUGCUUGGAACCCUGACGAUUGUUCCCGAAAUAUUUACAUCAAACCAAACGGUUUCACUUUGCACAGAAAUCCAGUCGCUCAAAGUACAGACGCCUCUCGGAGUAAGAUAGGGUUUCGCCAUGGACGUCACGCGUGGGAAGUAAUUUGGGAAGGUCCUUUGGGAACUGUAGCUAUGAUAGGAAUCGCAACCAAAGAAGCAUCUCUACUCUGCCAAGGGUAUGUAGCUUUACUUGGUUCCGACGAACACUCUUGGGGAUGGAACCUUGUCGACAAUCAUUUGUUACACAAUGGGGAUGCACAAGGCAAUUAUCCUCUUCUUAACAACGCCCCAAAGUAUCAGAUUGGUGAGAAAAUAAGAGUUAUACUGGAUUGCGAUGACAACACACUGUCCUUUGAAAAAAACUAUGAAUUCCUAGGUGUAGCGUUCAGAGGAUUACCCGACAAGAGAUUAUACCCGUCCGUAUCGGCUGUUUAUGGUAAUACAGAAGUUUCAAUGGUAUAUCUUGGACCACCUUUGGAUGGCUAACACCUUUUGCAAGCUUUUGAAAUAAACUUUCAACAAACACUCUCUCAAGCACGUGCCACGCGAGGAUAGUCUGUUACAAUAUAUCUACGUUUAAGUAGAACUUCCACUAAGGCGAGUCCAAAGAAUCGCGUAUAAAUUAUGGAUAAGUG
Diprion similis is the source of this 949-nucleotide messenger RNA. It is a transcript of the gene Fsn, whose product is annotated as F-box/SPRY domain-containing protein 1. Gene Ontology annotation, cellular component: synapse; SCF ubiquitin ligase complex. The transcript is spliced from 4 exons. Gene Ontology annotation, biological process: synapse assembly involved in innervation; proteasome-mediated ubiquitin-dependent protein catabolic process. The coding region runs from base 36 to 800 and encodes 254 amino acids. Gene Ontology annotation, molecular function: protein binding. The record is from RefSeq and is a predicted model, not a curated record. Lineage: Eukaryota; Metazoa; Arthropoda; Insecta; Hymenoptera; Diprionidae.